AUGAAAGCUGAUCUAGACACAAACGUAUUCUAUAAUAUUGGUAAUUUCUGGAAAGUUAUCUUCGAAAAUAAGGGUUGGUCUGAACAGACCUCUCGCAUUUGGGAAAGCUACCAAAAGGACGAGAAGGCUGAAAAGAAGGAAAGAUCAAAGGAAUCCAAAGAAGAGAAGAUUCUGGGAGUACACAUGAAAGAAAGGGAGGUAUGGGACUGGCUCAAUUUCUUCAGUGAAACAUUUUUAAACCAGCUCAAAGGCCAUUUACCAGAACUAUCGAAAGAUCGACCUAUAGUCAUUGAAGAGCCUUACUUCCAGAUAAAAGGACAGUGUUGUCGGAUGAAAAUUACGGGACGCACAAGACAAUCAACUGGCAAGACACAAAUUGAUUUCCUGGUCAAAAGCAUUGACCUGCCUAAGGAUGGUCCCGCUAAUUGGGAGAACAUUAAUGUGCUGGGUGAGUUCGACAAAUCAGCUAUUGGAAACAAAAGGAAAAAAAGUUUUAUGAAGUUAUCAAGGUCUGUUCGAGAGGUAUUUUACGCUCAGCCAUUGCGUCGGUUUCUACAUGGCUUCUGCCUGUUCCCAGAGGAAUUUAAGCUCUAG
This is a messenger RNA of Blumeria graminis f. sp. triticale, 594 nucleotides long. The record is from the annotation of a GenBank genome assembly. NCBI's taxonomy places the organism in Eukaryota, Fungi, Ascomycota, Leotiomycetes, Helotiales, Erysiphaceae.